Molecule: messenger RNA, 1392 nt
Organism: Branchiostoma floridae (Florida lancelet)
Lineage: Eukaryota; Metazoa; Chordata; Leptocardii; Amphioxiformes; Branchiostomatidae
Exons: 7
Coding region: 81-1160 (359 amino acids)
Molecular function (GO): protein binding
Source: RefSeq, a predicted model, not a curated record
UGUCAACCUUUAAUCUCUAACCUUCAGCCACCUUUACUCUCUGACCCAGAGUUUUUUUUCUCCUUGACUGAAACAGAGAAAUGGAAAACUUUGGUUUGUCUUUUGACGACUCGUUGUUCAGCAGUGGAAAUGUGCGAGAAAGUCGCAGACUUGUGUCAUACAACGCCAAGAUAUGCGAGGAAGGGUGGUUCACUCAUCAGGAUGUGGGACUAAAUUGCCAGAAGGCUGAUGUGGAAAGACUAGAUGUGCUGAAGUUUUCUGCAGACCAGCUGUACUACCAGAAGGACUACAGGGGGGCCAUGGCCAUUUACAGGGACAUGCUUGGUUCCAUUCCACCCAGCAAUGCCACAGUGAGGAGAGAUGUGGAGGAGGCUAUAGCAAGGUGUUGUCUCAACCUCGGGGAAGCUGAUGCUGCUUUGGACAUUGCAUUAGAUAUGAAUAAAUCAGUCAACCCUAACAACCCUGACCAACAGACAGUUGUGUGGAGUCUACUUAGAGAUAUCUAUAAACAUAUGGGCAAUGUACAAGAAUACAUGAGGAUUCAACAAGACUUGGUCACCUUGCACCCACAAAAUGUACAUGUCUGGUUAGAACUCAGUGACCUCUACCAGAAAAGAGCAGUACUGCAGUGCAAAGAAAACACAUCAAAACCUUCACUUUCUGCCAAUAGCCAAACUCAUGCUGGCUUGACAAAUAUUACUGAUGAUAUACAAGAUGACCAAAAGAAAGCUCAAUCCUGUGUAGAUAUUGAACAAUCUGGCAACAGUUCAAAUACCUCUAAUACAUGUAAAGAAGAGCUGUUAUCUUGUGAAAGGAAAAUUCUUGAUUUACAACUCAGGGGUGAACAUGGCGAGGAACAGGAGGACAGGAGCCUUGCUUGUGCUUGUCUGAUUCAGGCCAGGGUGUUACUUCAGGAGGCUGAGAGAGGAUGCACAUCCUUCAGUAGGCAAAAGAACAAGAAACUUCAGACCAACAUCUUAAGACAACUUGUAGAUAUGGGUGUCCCUGAACAUGUGGUCACAGAUACUGCCAAGUUCCUUGAGAACAGAAGUGAAGUGGAUGCUAGCACUGAUAGGAAAUUAGAUGACACUUUGGAGAGACCUCAGCACACCUUUGAAGACAGAUGGUUAUCCUGGGCAUCCUGCCUCCACAUAGGCUGAUCAUCAACAGUCAUCCCAGUAUCAUGUGCAAGCUGUGCUGUCCCAAUCACCUGUAGACACCAUAUAUGAACGUCACAGUAGCAACAAUGUUGAUUGUAUGUUGUUUAGAAUGAUAUGUGAAUUCAUAGAUACAGGCAUAAAGAACUUGUUUUUCUUUACUUGGUCCUAAUCUCUUUAUUGAAAUAAAUGAAGUGAAUGAUAAUAAUGAAAUAAACUAUGACUCCAUGUUUGC